UUUUACACUGAUAUAAAUUUCACAUUCGAAAUCGCUCUCUGGAGAAUCGACCCCGCAUUUAGGGUCGUCGUAAACUGGCUUGCACUCAGGCCGGCGACCACACAAGCUUCUUAUGAUAAGUGCCUCAACUUUACCUGCUUGGCUGCCGUAGCUAGCAUAUUACUGACGUGAAGCUGAAGAGUCAAUUUCGUUUCGCUUGGAGUACAAGUUAUGCCGCAAAGCGUUUUGAUAGCAAAUACUGCAGAGAGUCGCUGUUGAUUAGAAAUGUAAGGGCGAGCAGCUCCGGAACUUUAAGAAUGAGCUACAAGCCAAUCUCUGUUGACUGGGCUAGGGCGGAAGAGAGCUUUCGGGUGGCACGGUGUGCAAGCACGGAGCCGUCAGAAUAUGCAAGCACCGUCUCCCCCGGUCGCUUCGCGCGCCAUGGGCUUCAUCAGGGCCCCCAGCCCGGCCUGCGCGACGAGGGCGGUCCGGCCCGCCUCCUGCCCGGCACCAGCAGCAGCAGCCUCAGCCAGCCGCUGGGCCACAGCUUCACCAGCACGCACAGCUCGGCGGGCCGUGACGUCAAGGACAGCUGCUGGGCCCCUAGCAGCGCGGGGCCACCAAGAGCCGCCGCUGCAGCCGGUCCCCCAGCACCCCAGCAUCCACCCCACCAUCACGAGGCCUGGGCGCCGCGGCCGCCGUCCGGCCUGCUGCAGCCCUCGCCGCCGCGCCAGCAGCCGCCACCACAGCAGCCCGCGGCGGGCAGCCUCCCUGGCAGCGCGCAGCCAGGCCCCAGCCCUGCCGGCAACUGCAGCUCGAGCCUACCGCUGCCCUCGCGGAUGACGGGAACGGACCUGGCUCGGGCGGCGCUGGGCCGGAUCGCCACAGCGGAGCAGACGCUGCUUGACGUCAGCACGUCCUCGCCAAGCAGCCCCGCGGCGGCUGGCGGCAUUGGGGCGGGGGCCACAGGCGCCGCCGCCUUUGGCUCCGCGGGGCGUUUCCACGCGCACCGGCUCACCGUGACGCCAGGAAGCCCCGGCGCCAGCGCCGGCGCCGGUAUUCGUAUCGCAUUCUCAUCAUGCGCCUCACCUACUACGGCCGCAGCCGCUGCCUCGCCGAGCGCGCCCAGCGGCCUGCCUCCGCGGCCGCCGCCACCACAGCUACCGCACGAUGCGUUGUCGCCUGCCGCGGAUCCGCACGCCUCCCCAGCAGCAGCCGCGCUGCAGCCUGGCAGCCCGCUCCACGAGCGCCGGCUUGCGGGCGGUGCUGGGCCCACUGCCGCUCCGGUGGCGCCGUCGGACGGGCCUGAGCUGGUGAGCCUGGAUGCGGUGGCGGCAGACGCAGAGGCGUGCCUUGGCGGCGGCGGCCGAGGCGGGGGCGGGGCCGGGGGCUCACCACAGCGGCUGGCGGCGGGCCACAGCCCAAACGCUCGAGUGGGCUGGGGCAGGCUUGCUGCGCGCGCUGGAGGCGGAGGCGGUGGAGGCGGAGGCGGUGGAGGCGGAGGCGGUGGAGGCGGAGGCGGGCAGCAGCAGCCGGGCUCGGUCUUCACAUCGUUCUCUGAGCGACACCACCAGACCGUCGGUGCCGGCUCGAUGAAGUCACGACAUGCCGCUGGCAAUGCUGGCGGCGCCGCGGGCUGGGGCGUCGUCGGCAUGUCUGCCGGCCAGGCGCAGGCGGGGCAGCACCUGCAGCGUGGCAGCUCGAUACACGCCCGCGGCGGCGGUGGAGGAGGAGGCGCAGGCGGCGGCGCGUCCGCGGCCGCAACGGCGAUGGCUAUGCGCAUGGUGCAGGGGCUGCAGGAGCGGGACGAGUUCAGCCUGGUGGCGGCGGCGAGGCAGCGGCAGCAGCGGAUCAACACGCCCGGCCCCAUGGAUGGCCGUCGCACCGCCUCACCGUCGCUAAUGAUGAUGCGGCGGCAGCAGCAGCAGCAGCAGCAGCAGCAGCAGCAGCAGCAGCAGCAGCAGCAGCAGCAGCAGCAGCAGCAGGCACAACAGCAGCCGCAGCCUCCUGCGGUGCCGAUGGGCAGCCCGCAUGCCGGGGGCGAGCAGCCGCCGUCACCGUUGCAACAGCGGCAGCGACAGGCCUCCUUGACGGCGCCGGACAGUCCGGAAGGCGAGCAGGAGGCGGUGGUUGACAUCUUUCUCAGCCAGCCCAUCCCAGCGCUGUCAAUGCUGGACUCGCCAGGCAACAGCCGACCCGCCUCCUUCACCUGCUCAGGCGCCAAGCUUUCGCAGCGGCCCCACACAGACGACCGAGCCCUCAGCUGCCCGGGCGUUUCGCUGGACCUGGGGUUGGCACCGGGCAAUGUAAUUGCGGGUGCGGUGGAUGCAGGUUGCGACAACGGUAUUGAGGUUUUGGGGCCGGCUGCGGCGGCACUGGAGGUGGCGGCGGCGAUGGCGGCAGCACCGCCGGAGGCGACGGAGCCGGCGCAGCACAUGCAGUCGCUGAAUCCGCAUAUCCUGAGGUCACACCCAGAGCUCGGCGGCAGCUUCGGCGGCGCCACUGCCAGCCCCGGUCGCGGCGCCGGGCUGCGGCCCUCCGCCCCUGUCAUCUUGUACAGCCCACAGGCUUCAAUGUCGGGCGCCAGCACCGCCGUCAUGGCUCUGGCCCAAGCGUACGCCAGCACCGGCGGCGGCGGCGGCGGCGGCGGCAUUGGCGGCAUCAGCAUGAGCCGCCCAAGCCGUGUCAGCACCAGUGCGCUGGGCUCGGGGCCCAACGACUUCUACAGCACCACAACCGCCAGCGCCGCCACCGGCGCCGCCACUGGCGCUGGCAGUGUGAGUGCUAGCGGCGAGGCGGUAGCCCGGCCUAGCGCCAGCUUUGGCGCGUCUGGGUCGUCCGCCGGCAGCCGCGCCAGCGUCAGCGGCCGCUUCAGCUCUCCGCCGCCGCAGCUCAGGCUAGGGCUGGGCUUGGGCCUAGCAGGGGCACCUGCUGCCGCGCUUGGCCCAGGGGCGGUUGUGGUGGCGGCGCCUGCCGCGCCGCACAGCGGUGGGGCGACGGCGCGUGAGGCGGCGGCGGCGCUGGCGGCGGUCCGGGCGCUGGAGGGCCGGUACGGCAGUGCGGUGGCGCCGGAUGAGGAGUUGUUGGCACUGGAGCAGGAGGCGGCGUUCCGCGACCGGAGCGUGCGCAUGCAGGAGGCUCUCCAGGCCGCCAACCCUGCGGCUUACAGCGAGGAGGCGGCGGAGGCGGCGGAGGCGGCCUACCGGGCGCUGGCGGAGCGGGCCAAGCUGAGGCUGAAGAGGCUGCUCGCCGAGCCCACAACCGACCAGGCGGCGACGCGGCAGCUGCAGAACGCAGUGCUGGAGCUGGGCAGCUUCAGGCCUUUCUUCCUGCCGCCGGUGUUGGAGCGCGCCAGGAUGGAGCGCGCGCCGCUGGAGCACAAGCGCGAGGAGAAGCGCUGGCUGCUGGACGACUCCAUCUUCGCGGCGCGCAGGAAGGAGAACGAGGCACGGGACUUCUUCGACACAGACAAGGUGCGCAAGGCGCAGCUGAAGCUGGACUGGGAGCGCAUCGCCUGCAAGACGCGCUUCCGCAAGAUGGUGGCGCGCUCCGACCUGGGGGUCAAGAACGACGGCCAGCGGCUGGACGAGGAACUGGGCGAGGUGCGGCAGGAACUGGAGAAGCAGGCUGGCUUCAUCCGCUCAGCCUUCACCUACUACUCGUCUGCCAACGGCGCGCUCACGUCCACCAACAUCCUACAAAUGGGCGCCAACGUGUGGCUCAACUUUUGCAACGACGCCGGCAUUGUGCACCCCACACAGCGCGGCUGCACGGUGCAGGACCUGCAGACCAUCUUCAUCUCCGUCAACUUUGAGGAGGAGAGCGAGACGGUGGAGGCGGAGGCAAACGACGAUGACGCAAUGAUGCGGUUCGAGUUCAUGGAGGGCAUCGUGCGCGCGGCGUUUGGCAAGUACAUCGAGAGCAAGCGCUGCUUUGACUCGAGCGACGCGGUGGCGAUGAUGUUGACCGACAUCCUGGCCGCGCCCGACCUGCCGCCCGAGGCGCGCGUGGACCCUGACACCUUCAGGCGCACGCGCUUCUACAGCCCGGGCGUAGAGGCAGUGGUGAAGGAGCACCUGGACCUGCUGCUGGGCAUGUACAAACUGUACAAGGCGAAGGACAGGGCGAAGCUGUUCUGGCCGGAGCACUGGGCGGCGUUCCUGGACGGCAACAAGUUGCUGGGCCUGGCGACAGGCGUGGAGCGGCGCGAGGCAAAGCUCAUCUACUGUUGGAGCCAAGCGCUGGUGACGGACGAGCUGCGGCGGCGGCAGCGCGCCGUGUCGCUGACCUUCUGGGACUUUGUCGAGGCCGUGGCGCGGCUCGCGGACCUGAUCUCGCCGCCCGGUCAUGAGGACCUGAUGGCCUACUUCCAGGCCAAGGGAGACGUGGCGCCGCAGCCCAACCACCUGGUAUACGAGUACUACCGGCACGUGGGCGACGCCGGCACGGCCCGCAAGCGCGAUUCGGCCGAGCUGGUGGCGCCCCCCAGCCGGCCGCUGGAGGUGAAGCUGCGGCUGCUGCUGGAGUACCUGGUGGUCAGCCUGCGCGAGGCGUGGGGCGGCAAGGACGCCAAGGACGUGGCAGCCAAGGUGCUCAAGAUGGCGCAUUAUCUCUGUGGAGGCAUUGAGAUGCAUUAGUCUGGUGCAGAUGGAAUCAGCCGUCGAGGCGGUGUUUUGCCGAUAUGUAUGUGCGGGGAGGCACUGCAAGCAUGUGACAUGCCGGGAGAAACAUGUCUGACAGGAAAGUCACGCACGUGUGUCAAGAUAAGGGUUGGUGAGAGAUCCUGAUUGCAUCACUGUAUGCAUUGGGGGGCGAAGCUCAUAAUAAAUCGUUUGCAUCUUGCACAUGCGUCUCGGUGGAUACGGUGAACGGGCAUUGCUCAGGAGUGAUAAGAUACUCGAGCGGACGUGCAUUUUUGUGUGCACUGGUCGGAAUAUGGAGACAGGCUGUUGGAAACGUUCAUGUCACUCCGCCUGACGGCGUUGUGGGCGCCACACCGCAAGGUGUGUAAGCCACUCCCGAUUGCCUGCUUAACAUUGCACGCUCGUCCAUUUACAAUGCUUGAGGAUUAUUGCUUCGAGAAGAAGCUCAUCACAUAGCGAGGAAUCGAGGUUGUGCAUGUUUGAUGGGCUAAUAAGGCGUCGAGGACUGUGGCCAACGCCCAUGCAGCAGACGUGCACACGGAUGGUGCCGAUUUGUGCAUGCGGUGUAAACCGUACGUGCAUCACCCACUGCUUUGUGGGCGUUGUGUGCGGUCAUGAUAAGCUGGCAGAGGAAGGACGGAUCGGCGGAACGGGAGGUCGGACAACUGCAGUGGUGGGCCGCGGGCGCCACGUAUAUGCAUUUGAUAAAGCGAUAUUGCUGGGCCGGACCGACGUGCCGGGGCCGAGGGCAUAGAAGAAAUAGGGAAGGUCGGGCAUUGGCACUGGCGGGCACAACAAUUGACACCCAAGGGACGAUGGCAGAGCGCCAGGGCCAUCUUGCGGGCCCUGUUGUAAUAUGCGCUCAUUAAGAACUGGAAUUUACUACU
Molecule: messenger RNA, 5509 nt
Organism: Chlamydomonas reinhardtii
Lineage: Eukaryota; Viridiplantae; Chlorophyta; Chlorophyceae; Chlamydomonadales; Chlamydomonadaceae
Exons: 15
Coding region: 297-4616 (1439 amino acids)
Source: RefSeq, a predicted model, not a curated record